Phycomyces blakesleeanus NRRL 1555(-) is the source of this 1077-nucleotide messenger RNA. RefSeq lists its product as hypothetical. NCBI's taxonomy places the organism in Eukaryota, Fungi, Mucoromycota, Mucoromycetes, Mucorales, Phycomycetaceae. Bases 1 to 1077 code for a protein of 358 amino acids. The record is from RefSeq and is a predicted model, not a curated record. The transcript has 8 exons.
AUGUAUGGAUAUCCAGUUGAACUAGAUUGUUUACGCAAGAAUAUUUGUGACCAUAAUGAGAUUAUUCAAAUGAGAUUAAAAUCUUUAUCAGCAAGUGCAGACGAGCUUAUUAAAGUUAUUUUAGAAGUAAUCAAAAAGGAAGUUAAUAUAAAGUUGGAGCAGAUGGCUGCCGCGAAGGAGCUUAAACAAACACUUAAAGCCAAUAAAUACAUACACAAGGUUGACAAUGUAUUGCCAGAUGUUGAUUACACAUACCGUUGUGGAUGCUCUUAUUGUGUUAGUGAAAGGAACCCAAUUUACACAGUUGUUUUUGAAUUUUUUGAGGGAUUUGAAAAAAUAGAAAUAGAAGUCCAAGAGAAGUCUAAGUUAAAUCUAGGUCAGACGAAAGGAUGCUGCUUCCAAUCAUUUGACAUGGUCGGGCAAGGAAGACAGGUAAGUGGGUGGUUAGUGAUUUCCAGAGAGGAGUGCGCGAUGAUUAUCAAACGUCGAUGGGGACAGUCCAAAGUGUUUUAUCUGUGUACCUUCCCAUACUGCCCAUUUAUGUGGGCACUGAGCACGGUUGUGGAGGGUGUACUGACAAGACAAGGAGUUAAGUAUAGCACUAUACCACAUGUUUCAGGAGGUGCGAUGGAUUGGAAAGGCCCAAAAGGAACACCAUUGUUUAGCUUGCAAAGGGAGGGGUACAAGAGGUUAUCGGGUGUGGCCCCGGAAUCCAUCCCGAAAUCGACUGGUUGUAAAGUCGGUCAAGUGCUUACAUCCAGUUUGAAGGCCUCCGACGAAUGGCUUCUGCAACUCGGGGUGGUCAUUAGAAUGCAAUGUAGCGGGCCAAAGAAAAAUGUGAGCUCAGUGGUUGUGCUUUCUAUGUCCCUAAACAACUUACCUAUCAGAUAUGACGAGAUAGGUCGUUCGACUUGCGUUUGGGGGCAGAUAUAUUGCCGGUCUUGUAAGGCGAGUGUUCCCAAAGGACUUGUGCGGGUCAAGAAAGCGCUUUAUCCAAUGGCGCCACUACGGCUAAGAAAAAUGCUAUGGCGUGAAAUCUUUUUACAGUUAUCAAUGGCAAAACUCUAUACCAGCUAA